AGUUAAGCAGCAGCCGCUGCGCUUUGUUCUCACAGGUGGAAGGAAACGCAGAGCUCGGAAACGAUGGAGACAGAAAUACUGAAAAUAAUCUGCGCCAAUCAAGGAGCGAUAGACACCGAUGAUUUAUUAUAUAAUCUAUUUCCCGAUGAUUCCUCGAAGGUCUCGGUGAUCAUUUGUAACCGAGAGAAAUUUGCUUCGUGGUGUCCAAACGGACAGCCGAAGGUGGUGGCCAGGACCCGCCUGAGACUUUGCAGAGUCAAAGACUGCCCGGAGACAUGCAGGGAUCUGCACCUGUGCAAGAACUUCCUCUUCAGCGGCUUCUGUCAGUUCACUCUGCACAGGAGGGGCUGCGGCCUCUGCCACGAGCUGACCUCUGAUCACAACCAAAGGUGUCUGAGAGAGCAUGAGCUGGAGAGCCUGAGCCAGGAGGAGCUGUGCACACUGCUGCUGCAGAGCGACAACACGCUCCUUCCUGACAUAUGCCAUGACUACAACAACAGUAAUGGAGAGUUUAGCAAAUGUAUGGAUGGUUAUGGUUGCAAGAGGCUCCACAUCUGUGAGCGGUACGUGAACCAUGAAUGCAGCUGCUGGAAGAACCACGACUUUAAUGCUCCACAGCCGUUAAAAGCCCUGCAAGCUAGAGGCGUACCUGACACCCUCUUUCAGUCCUUGAAGGCUCUCUACUCAAAUAAACAGGCUUUGAGGCUGGCUGCAGUCAACGAGUACGGUGAACAAAGGCUGCGAGGGAGAGGUGCUUAUCAGGGCAACAGAGGUGGCCAUUGGGGCAACAGAGGCUGGAGGGGUACUAGGGGCACCAGGGGCACCAGGGGUACUAGGGGAAACAGAGGAAACAGAGGAAAUCAGAGCGGCCACCCAGUGCAGCAGCGAACCAGUUCUCUCAGUGACAUCGUUGCCAACAUCGAUGCGUUGGAUCUGUACACCAGUAAUGGACUGAAUGAGAGCGAUGGUGAAAACUCUCCCACCAGUGACGUCUCCGCCGCAACCAGCGACAAUGAUGCAAGCAGCGAACACGGUGAGAGACAGAAAUGGCAUCCGAAAAAGGUUUCAGCAGCUGUCAGAGGGAGAGGCGGCAACAGGGGCAACCAUCAGCUGCUCCAUAAAACUCGUUCCUCCAGUGACAUCCACGCUGCUGUCAGUGAUGAAGCUGUGAAAGGUCAGAACAAGAGACAAAGACCAGUCAGAGAUAAAACAGAGAUAUGCAUGUACUUCAUUAAAGGACACUGCAGACAUGAGGAUCGAUGUUUUAAAGCUCACGACAAGAUGCCAUACAGAUGGGAGGUCCAGCAGGGAGGCCAGUGGACUGCUUUGGAAGAAAACGAGACAAUUGAGAGAGACUACUGUAACCCCAGUAAAUCAUACAGCAGCACCAGCCCGGCCGUACACUUUGACACGAUGACCUGCGGACCAAACAAAGUGCGUCGACUCUCGACAGAAAACUCAGUGAUUGAGCCGACCUUCACCCACACCACCACGUGGCUUUGGUACUGGGAGGAUGAGUUUGGAAGGUGGAACAUGUAUUCAUCGGAUGCUUUUGGAGGCAAACCUGAAAACAUAAACAACAGAGAGCUGGAGAAGAAGUUCCUGGCUAACAAUAAAGCCGUGGUGGAGUUCACUGCUGGAUCGCAGUCGUAUUCACUCAGUUUCCAGGACAUGAUGGAGACAAACGAGCAUUAUGGCACUAAAAGGCUCGUGCGCAGACGGCCACGGUUUGUCGCCGCUGACGUUCUUACGAGGAAAGUCAGAAGGCCUCCGGUUCAGAGUGCUGCUACAGUACCGGACAAGUGGGACAAGACACAGAUCCCUGAAACAGGAUACUCGCGAGUCUCCCUCCAGCGCAGCGCAGGAGAGUUUAAGAAGGUUGAAGCUCUUUUCUAUGAAACCAUGAGAGGCUUCGAUAUUGUCGCCAUUGAGAGGAUUCAGAACAAAGCUCUUUGGGAAACCUUUCAGCUGCAGAAGAAUCAGAUGAAGAGCAAAAAGAAAGGUGGAAAAGUGACUGAAAAAAAGCUUUUUCACGGCACUGACUCCAAAUCUGUGGACACCAUCUGCUACAACAACUUUAACUGCAGAAGUCACGAAACCCCUUUUGGCAAAGGAAGUUACUUUGCCCGCGAUGCCAAAUACUUCCUCAGCUACACCAACGACAGUGAUGUCAGAAUCAUGUUCAUCGCACGGGUGCUGGUGGGAGACUACACCCAAGGGUCCUCCAGCUAUUGCCAACCUCCUUCCAAGGAUGGAGGGUGCAUACAUUUCUAUGAUAGCUGUGUGGAUGAUGUAAUGGAUCCCUCCAUAUUUGUGGUGUUUGACAAGCCCCAGAUCUACCCUGAGUACCUGCUACAGUACAAGGUCCCAGACACGUGUAGUGGUGUCGCAGCACCGGCACCAAAGCCAGUGGUUCCAAUAAAACCAGCUGCUCUAUCAGGUUAACAACCCAGCACGGCCUCUUCCGGGUACCAAACCAGUGGCACAAUCAACCAACCCACACCAGCAUCUCCACCCCACCCUGAAGGAAAUCGUCUGAUUCUUCUGUAAAAUUUAAUGACCACGCAAAUGUAGAUGAGCUAGUAAAAGUAUUCCAGAAAAUCAAAAACUGACCACGUGUAUUAAAGUAUUUUAGGUUUAGUUCGAAUGAUGACGAAACUUUGCUAAAAAUGCUGAACAAGUGGCACCAAGACCCCCGCCCCCGGCAGACGUUUUAGGUCAUUUGAACGUUGCCCGUCUCGCAAUCGUGACACUCUCCAAACAUCGAAUCCCCGAGAAAACACACAGGUCCUACUGUCCGUGCCUAUAGUUCUUCUUUGACCUUUACCUUCAUGUCCAGGUCGCCGAGAUUCAAACUCGUCCGAGAUUUUGAGUAGAUGCAUCUAUGGAGUGAGUUUGCACGUGCUAGAUCACAUCGUUCUCGAGUUAUCGCGUUCACGAGAAUUUUAGAAAAACUUGACCUCUCACCUCUGACCUUGACCCAAUUGGGGCAAAAAUGUAUUCAGGUGAUCUAGGGGUCACUGGCCGUGUUUCAUGCACAUUUGCUAUGAAUUGGACCAGAGGUUUUGCUGUAAUAUUGUUAACAAGCAAACAUACCAGAAACGAUACCCCACCCCCCCACCCCAGAUGUGGUGCAGGUUUCUGAAGAAUGCUUCAGAGGUGUUAAAUGAUUAAUACUUUAUGAUUUAUUGUUUUUGUUGUUUGUUGCGUUUGAUACUGAACUUUUCCACCUCGACCAAAUGUAAACUGACUUUUUUAAGCUCGAUUUCUGCAAGUUUCCAGCAUUUCCACUCACUUUGUUUUUAUGUGCAAUUUGAAGGUGUACACAAAAACAGGCUGGCACAGUCACAUUUGUCGAGGUGUUUACAGAAAGUACACAAACUUUUACACAGUCUUACUAUAACGAUCGUAGUGUAUGUAUGGAUAUAUCUCUGUAUGUACCCUAUCUCUGUAUGUCUCCACCUUAACAAGUGGACCAAUCUGAGUGAAUUUUUCCAAGAGCUGACUGUAUUGGAAGAAACACCUGAGUGCUUUCCUCACGAUUAGCUCGGAAAGUUUUAUACAUCGUCUACAUUUAGUGGUUAUCAUAAAUGCAUCAUACUGCAUGAAGUAAUGAUGAAGGCCACUGUGUCAGAUUAGGCCAUUAGAGUCAUGAAUUCUUGUAAUGACUUGGCUGAGACACAUGAUGGACCACGUGAUGGUCCCUGAUGACAGCUUUGCUGUUUCAGACAACCUUUGUGAUGUCAGCAGGGACAAACUCCUGGGAACACGGCUAUAAACAAACAGCAGCAGCAUUUAUGAUACUCGCUGCUCUGUGUUUGGAAAAGCGUGAAAAAAAAGUAAGAAAAAUAAAAGAGAAGCAUGAAGGCGAUGCUUUACAACUUUACAACUGAUGUGACAAAGUCAAAGAGUACCUAGCUGCCAUGCCUGCUGAGUCACCUUAAAUGCUUCUCCUGUUCGGAUGCUCACCAGGCUGAGCAGGUGACUCACAUUUCAUAAGGCUGUUGCAGAGGCCUGGAUUCAAAUCUGCCCCUGUGGCUUUUGCUGCAUAUCUUCCCUAGCUUUAUUGUGGAAAUGUUGCUCUAGUGCUCUAGUGUUUGGAAAGCCUGUGUGUUUGCACACUCACAGUGUGUUUGUGUUUGCACUCCCCUAAUUGAUGUGGCACCGCUUUGUCAUCAGCUAUGAUGAUAACUUCUGAUGAAUUCUCGGGGAGAUGGUCGCUGUGUUGGAUCUUCUGGUGCAGCCAACACUCGUUCGUGCCUGCUCGCUCCGUGUGGCAGUCUGUUGGUUCACAGUCUGACCACAAAUGCAGGAAAAAAGUUGAUAAAAAGCCAAAUUUGGUGUUAGAAGAUAGCUGGUGGUUUGGCUAUUACAUUCUGUAUAUUGCAUUCCUCUUUAGCUCUACUUAUAGACUUCGAUGCUAAAAGCAUACCUGGACAGAAUAAAAAACCCAAUAGAACCCUCUGUGAUGGAUUGACCUCCUCGUAGCUGAAUCUCAACAUUACUGAAGCAGUGUGGGAUCAUCAGAGAACAGAACAAAAGGCAAAAACAUCCAAAGAAGAGCUUUGAAUGUCCUUCAGGAACCCUGGAGAACUAUUUCUGAAGAAAUGGCAAAGCUGCCUCAGAGAUUUCAGACUGUGCUGAAUAAAGGUGGUCAUAACAAAAACUGACUUUCAAGCUUGUUAGAUUUGUUUAUAUAUGGUUGCACAUAAAUCAUAUAUUUCCUGUUUUCCUAGCAAAAUACAAAGAAAUGAAGGUUGGCUCAAGACUUCUGCACAGUACUGUACUAGCUUUACAAUGUUUAGGGGUUGAAAAUGAUCCGUGUGGACUGCUUAUAUGUGCUUGUAUCUUGUUGACUAAAUCCACAAAGAGCAGUGAAUAUUAGCGCAGUAGCACAGCUCAGCUGAUCACAGUCUGUACACAAAAAUCUGCUCACAAAACAAUUUAUUAUGUGACUUGUUUCUAAGUUAUUUUUUUCUCCCAUGCUGCACUGCUACACCCAGUUUUAGGGUUCAACCACCUGCCAAAUCCCACUUUAACCCCUGGUUCCGCUCAGUGUCGCAGCUUUGCUUAGAUUACAACUUUUAUUUCUACACUUUGCAUGUCUGUGUAUUUUAACAGAGUGGCAUAUUUAAACCAAUAAAAUAUCUUUGCAUUCCUGA
This is a messenger RNA of Archocentrus centrarchus (flier cichlid), 5162 nucleotides long. RefSeq names its product protein mono-ADP-ribosyltransferase PARP12-like. Bases 64 to 2445 code for a protein of 793 amino acids. The transcript is spliced from 12 exons. Gene Ontology annotation, molecular function: metal ion binding; NAD+ poly-ADP-ribosyltransferase activity. Gene Ontology annotation, cellular component: nucleus. NCBI's taxonomy places the organism in Eukaryota, Metazoa, Chordata, Actinopteri, Cichliformes, Cichlidae. The record is from RefSeq and is a predicted model, not a curated record.